This is a messenger RNA of Helianthus annuus (common sunflower), 555 nucleotides long. RefSeq names its product SH3 domain-containing protein C23A1.17-like. The transcript has a single exon. NCBI's taxonomy places the organism in Eukaryota, Viridiplantae, Streptophyta, Magnoliopsida, Asterales, Asteraceae. Bases 1 to 555 code for a protein of 184 amino acids. The record is from RefSeq and is a predicted model, not a curated record.
AUGUCAGCUGCACCAUCUCCUCCACACGACUUUGAGCUUGAUCUUGAGCUAGACUUUGUUCCUAUAGAUCAGCCCGAUGUUGCACCUGCUGAUCCUGAGCCUUUACCUGAUCAUGACUCUAUUCUUUUUGGCACACCAGACAUUGCACCCCUCAUACCUGAUCCAGUUCCUGCACCCGUUGACCCUCCUAUUGUUGAGACACUUAUUCCUCCACCUGCACUCGCACCCGCUGAAGUCGCUCCUUUUCACCCUGUGGAGUCUGAUGUUCAUCGUGUUGACUUACCUAUUGUUUUCUUGCAGGACAUACCCGCACCCCGUCCAGGGGAGGGCACUUCAGGCCAGCAGCCUAGUCAUGACCCUCAUGUUUCAGUAGCUUUUCCACACAUUCCCCGGUCUGCACCUUUUACUCCUAUUACUUCUUCACCACUGGAUGAGCCAUUUCGAUGGUUCCCACCGUACACUAUGCCGAUUUCGGAUCCCUACCAUCCCUCGCACUUUGCUGGUCAUACACGGGAUGAGUUACUUUAUCACUUCAGCUUCAGUUUGAGAUCAUGA